AUGGCCCUGGGGACUGCCAUCAGGGGCACACGGCUGCUCCUGAAGCUGCUGACUGCAGGUCUGGUGCUGCCGAGCCCAGCUUCAGCCUCCCGGGGCUUCUGGGCCCUGCCUAUGAACGUGACAGCUGUGGAGGGGACCGAAGUGGAGCUGCGGUGCGGUGUCAGUGCCCCUGGCAGUGCGGUCCAGUGGGCCAAAGACGGGCUCCUGCUGGGCCCUGACCCCAGGAUCCCAGGCUUCCCCAGGUAUCGCCUGGAAGGGGAUCCUGCUAAAGGGGAAUUCCACCUGCACAUCGAAGCCUGCGACCUCAGUGAUGACGCCGAGUACGAGUGUCAGGUGGGCCGAUCUGAGACAGGCCCUGAGCUCGUGUCUCCUAGGGUGAUCCUCUCCAUCCUGGUUCCACCCAAGGUGCUUCAGCUGACCCCUGAGGCAGGCAGCACGGUCACCUGGGUAGCUGGACAGGAGUACGUGGUCACCUGUGUGGCUGAAGACGCAAAGCCAGCACCUGAUAUUACCUUCCUCCAGAGUGGACAGGUGGUAUCAGACGUCUCUGCCAAUGUGAAUGACGGAUCCCAGGAGAAGCUCUUCAGCACGGAAGCCACAGUCAAAGUGAUCCCCCAGCACUCGGAUAACGGGCAGUUACUGGUCUGUGAAAGUUCCAGCCCGGCUCUGGACACCCCGCUCAGGGCUUCAAUCACCAUGAACAUCUUGUUCCCUCCAGGAGCCCCUGUCAUCGAGUGGCCCGGCAUGAACAAGGGACAUGUGAGGGCAGGGCAGAGCUUAGAGCUGCCCUGCGUGGCCCGAGGUGGCAAUCCACCUGCUACACUGCAAUGGCUGAAGAAUGGCCAGCCCGUGUCCACAGCAUGGGGCACAGAGCACCUCCAGGCGGUGGCACGCAGCGUGCUGCUGAUGACGGUACGGCCCGAAGACCAGGGAGCGCAGCUCAGCUGUGAGGCCUUCAACAGUGUGUCUGAGGGGAUCCAGCAGCAAAGCGUCACGCUGCAAGUCACCUUCCCCCCUAGUGCCAUCACUAUCCUGGGCUCUGCUUCCCAGUCUGAGAACAAGAACGUGACACUGUGUUGUGUCACCAAGUCCAGCCGGCCGCAGGUCCAACUGCAGUGGUGGCUGGGCGGGCGGCAGCUACUUGCCACGGAUGAGACCGUCAUGGAUGGCCUGCACGGUGGCCACAUCUCCAUGUCUAACCUCACCUAUCGAGUGCGGCGGGAAGAUAAUGGCCUGACCCUCACCUGUGAGGCCUUCAGCGACGCCUUCACCAAGGAGACCUUCAAGAAGUCGCUCACGCUGAAUGUGAAAUACCCUGCCCAGAAGCUGUGGAUCGAGGGGCCCCCGGAGGGGCAGCUCCUGCGCUCGGGGACCCGGCUGAGGCUGAUGUGCUUGGCUGUAGGAGGCAACCCAGACCCCUCUCUCACCUGGCUCAAGGAUUCGCGCACGGUGACAGAGUCACGGCUGCCCCAGGAGUCUCGGCUGCCCCAGGAGCCACGGCGCGUGCAGCUAGGGAGCCUGGAGAAGUCCGGCAGCACCUUUUCCCGCGAGCUGGUGCUGAUCAUUGGGCCCUCGGACAACAAGGCCACGUUCACGUGCAAAGCGGGGCAGCUUAGCGCCUCCACAAAGCUUGUGGUGCAAUUUCCCCCGACAAACCUGACGAUCCUGGCCAACGCGUCAGCGCUGCGCCCGGGGGACGCCUUAAACCUGACGUGCAUUAGCGUCAGCAGCAAUCCACCGGUCAACCUGUCCUGGGACAAGGAGGGGGAAAGGCUCGAAGGAGUAGCCGCGCUACCCCAGAAAGCGCCUUUCAGAGGUUCCGCGGCGGCCAGGAGCGUCCUGCUCAGAGUGUCAUCCCGUGACCACGGCCACCGUGUGACCUGCCGUGCCCACAGCGCGGAGCUCCAGGAAACCGUGAGCUCAUUCCACCGCCUCAAUGUGCUGUACCCUCCAGAGUUCCUAGGGGAGCAGGUGCUGGUGGUGACGGCGGUGGAGCAGGGUGAGGCUCUGCUGCCCGUGUCUGUGUCCGCUAAUCCGGUCCCUGAGACCUUCAACUGGACUUUCCGUGGCUAUCGGCUCAGUCCAGCGGGCGGCCCUCGCCAUCGCAUCCUGUCCGGUGGGGCUCUGCAGCUGUGGAACGUGACCCGGGCCGACCGCGGGGUCUACCAGCUGCACUGCCAGAACUCGGAGGGCACCGCUGAAGCGCUGGUGCGGCUGGACGUCCACUAUGCUCCGGUCAUCCGCGCCCUCCAGGACCCCACAGAAGUAGAUGUCGGGGGCUCUGUGGACAUAGUCUGCACUGUGGAUGCCAAUCCCAUCCUCCCAGAUAUGUUCAGCUGGGAGAGGCUGGGAGAAGAGGAGGAGGAGCAGAGUCUAGAAGACAUGGAGCAGAUAUCCAAGGGAGCCACAGGACGCCUGAGGAUUCGCCAUGCCAAGCUGGCCCAGGCUGGUGCUUACCAGUGCACGGUGGACAACGGCGUGGCACCUCUGGCCAGAGGGCUGGUCCGUCUUGUUGUCAGAUUUGCCCCUCAGGUGGAGCAUCCCACACCUCUCACUAAAGUGGCUGCAGCUGGAGACAGCACCAGUUCGGCCACCCUCCACUGCCGUGCCCGGGGCAUUCCUAACAUUGUCUUCACCUGGACAAAAAAUGGAGUCCCUUUGGAUCUCCAGGAUCCUAGGUACACAGAGCACACCUACCACCAGGGCGGGGUCCACAGCAGCCUCCUGACCAUCGCCAAUGUGUCUGCUGCCCACGAUUACGCCCUCUUCACUUGUACAGCCACCAACCCCCUGGGCUCGGACCAGACCAACAUCCAACUUGUCAGCAUCAGCCGCCCUGACCCCCCCUCGGGGUUAAAGGUCGUGAGCCUGACCCCACACUCCGUGGGGCUGGAGUGGAAGCCCGGCUUUGAUGGGGGCCUGCCACAGAAGUUCCACAUCAGGUACGAGGCCCUGGACACUCCAGGGUUCCUCUACGUGGAUGUUUUACCACCGCAGGCCACUGCCUUCACCCUGACUGGCCUGCAGCCUUCCACACGGUACAGGAUCUGGUUGCUGGCCAGCAAUGCCCUGGGAGACAGUGGACUAACUGUCAAGGGCACCCAGCUCUCUGUCACCACCGCAGGGUUGGACCACCCUUCUGGAGGACCCGAUCACCAGCCACCCACAGAGCAGCCCACAGGCCCCCCGAGGCUGCACCUGCUGCCUGUGCUGUUUGCCGUCGGGGGGCUCCUGCUGCUUUCCAAUGCCUCCUGUGUUGGGGGCUUUCUCUGGCACCGGCGACUGAGGCAUCUGGCUGACGGCUUUUCAGAGAAGACAGAGGCAGGGUCAGAGGACCGAAUCAGGAAUGAAUAUGAGGAGAGCCAGCGGACUGGAGACCGGGACACUCAGAGCUCCACGGUUAGCACCAUGGAAGCAGAACCCUAUUACCACUCCAUGAGGGACUUCAGCCCCCAACUGCCCCCCACACUGGAGGAGUAUCCCCAAGGCUCCAUGGAUCCUACAGAGGAGCGUGCGACCUUUCCCGAGCACCUGUACGAUGAAGUGGAAAGAAUGUACAUCCCAUCUGGGAGCUGGGGACCAGUCUACGACCAAGUUCAGAUGGACCCCUACGACUCCCACUGGCUUGAGGACAAGUACGAGCAUCCAAGAAGAAUCUACGAUCAGGUGGCAGGAGACUUGGACACGAUGGGACCUGACUCUCUCCCCUUUCACCUCAGGGGAGAGCUGGUGUGA
Ochotona curzoniae (black-lipped pika) is the source of this 3735-nucleotide messenger RNA. It is a transcript of the gene NPHS1, whose product is annotated as NPHS1 adhesion molecule, nephrin. The record is from RefSeq and is a predicted model, not a curated record. The transcript has 29 exons. Gene Ontology annotation, molecular function: cell adhesion molecule binding. Gene Ontology annotation, cellular component: cell-cell junction. The coding region runs from base 1 to 3735 and encodes 1244 amino acids. NCBI's taxonomy places the organism in Eukaryota, Metazoa, Chordata, Mammalia, Lagomorpha, Ochotonidae. Gene Ontology annotation, biological process: cell-cell adhesion.